This is a messenger RNA of Leopardus geoffroyi (Geoffroy's cat), 1039 nucleotides long. It is a transcript of the gene PMF1, whose product is annotated as polyamine modulated factor 1. Gene Ontology annotation, cellular component: MIS12/MIND type complex. The transcript has 5 exons. The record is from RefSeq and is a predicted model, not a curated record. Bases 32 to 649 code for a protein of 205 amino acids. Gene Ontology annotation, biological process: chromosome segregation. Lineage: Eukaryota; Metazoa; Chordata; Mammalia; Carnivora; Felidae.
AGCCAGUUUGGUUUCGCGCGGCGACUUCAACAUGGCCGAAGCGCGCAGCGGCUACGCAGGCGGCGGCUGUGAGGGAAAGGGGCCUGAGGGGCCGUCCCGGGAAUCCGUGCCCCCCGGCACCACCGUGCCCAGGGUGAAGCUCCUCGACACUCUGGUGGAUACGUUCCUCCAGAAGCUGGUCGCCGCCGGGAGCUACCAGAGAUUCACCGACUGUUACAAGCGCCUCUACCAGCUGCAGCCUGAGAUGACACAACGAAUCUACGACAGGUUUAUCACCCAGUUGCAGACGUCUGUCCGGGAGGAAAUCUCCGAAAUCAAAGCAGAGGGGAACCUGGAAGCCGUCUUGAACGCCUUGGACAAGAUCGCGGAAGACCGCAAUGGCCAGGAGGAGCCGGCCUGGCGCCCAAGCGGGAACCCGGAGGCGGACCUGCGCAGCGCCCUGGUGCCCUACUUCCGGCAGCAGCGGGACGCCUUGCAGCGGCACGUGCGCAAACAGGAGGCGGAGAACAGGCGGCUGGCGGAGGCCGUGGUGGCCGGACGCCAGCAGGUGCAGGAGCUCCAGCGGCGGGGCCAGGCCCGGCAGCAGGCCUGGCAGGCCCUGCACAGAGAACAGAAGGAGCUGGUGGCUGUGCUGGGGGAGCCGGAGUGAGGAGGCGACGGCCGGACCAGGAGCAGAGGGCCGUCGAGGUCGAGGGCCUGGCCUCCGAGAACCACUGGCAUAGUGCCCAGUCCCUGAGUGGGGAUGGAAUUAGCUGGAGGAUGAGGCCUGUCUAUCCUGCUUUGGGGGCUCCCCUGGGGUCCCCCCCAACACACACACACACACACACUUCAGAUUCUUCCCUGUUUUCUUGUAACUAGGACUGUUGGGCAGCUCCAAUGCCAGGAGUCGGGUCCCUGCCUGCUCCUGAGCCCCUCCCCUCCCCUCCCCCCCACUCGGGGAGUCUGUGUCCGUUCUCCACUGAUUGCCCCCUUGCUGGCCAGCCUGAGGACCCGUGCCAUGUUCUCCCCACAUCCGUAAAUAAACUUCCUGCACUUCCUA